Asterias rubens (European starfish) is the source of this 735-nucleotide messenger RNA. RefSeq names its product snaclec bothrojaracin subunit beta-like. Gene Ontology annotation, molecular function: signaling receptor activity. The record is from RefSeq and is a predicted model, not a curated record. The coding region runs from base 1 to 735 and encodes 244 amino acids. The transcript has a single exon. NCBI's taxonomy places the organism in Eukaryota, Metazoa, Echinodermata, Asteroidea, Forcipulatida, Asteriidae.
AUGAAUCUUGCUUUGGUUUUGUUGCUUCUGGUUGGGUGUUAUGAAGCCCUGGCAGCUAUCUGCCCUACUGACUGGCAGCGAUACGGCGAGUCAUGUUACUUUAUAACUCAACGCAUGAACUGGAUUGAAGCAAAUGAAACCUGCAUCAACUCAAAUGCAGCUCUAGCUGUGCCUAACUCGAAGACAGAACAAACUUUUAUCUGGUCAAUGUUCCUGGGUUUCUUCAAUGGGAGUCAGCCAACGGAACAUCUCUGGAUCGGUUGUUAUUUCAACCAGGAGGCUGGUGGAUGGCAGCACUGUCCAUUGAGGAACGUGUCUAACACCUAUGAGAAUUGGAAGGAAGAUAACCCAGAUGAUGUUGAGCCUGCCACGGAUUGCGUGGCUAUGAACCGCCUGCACAACGGUCAAUGGGGUGACAGACCGUGUAAUCAGGAUCAUUUUUCUGUCUGUGAGCUCGAAGCUGACAUCACCCAUGACUCAUUCUGCCUUCAGACCGGUUCCGGUGGUCGCAUCAAGUCCCAGUGCCUGGUCGGUCACGUCAUGAAGGAGCUACGGGCUGAUGGUGUGGUGUCGUGCGGGAAGGCGUGCCUAUUAGAGCCCCGAUGUCGCUCCUUCAAUCUGCUGAUGAAGCAAGGUCCAGGGAAGAUGGUUUGUCAGCUGAACAACGCGACUCGUCAUGAAGCGACUAGUGUGGUAAUGAUUGUGAAACAUAACUGCUACUUCUUUGAUCUAUAA